GGCAGAGCACGGAGCACCGGGGACAGCACUGGGCAGAGCACAGGGCACUGGGCAGAGCACAGAGCACCGGGCACAGCGCCAGUCCCGGCUGCGGGUCCUGAGCAAGCCGGUGGUUUGGUGCUGUGAGCUGGGUGGGUGCUGUGCCACCCACGCACAGUCAUCACGCAACAGGAGAUCACAGUGGGCGGGAUCGAUCCGGGCAGCGGGUGACGAUCCCGGGGAUGACACGCUCGCGUAGCGCGCCAAAAGGCAUCAUUUCCUCGAACAAAGCCAAGUAAAAUCACCAAAAUCGCCACAGGCACGGCUGCCACCCCGGGGACCCCUCGGGGGCGGGAACGUCCCGCCCAGCCCUGCCCUGUGCACCCCGUGUCUCCAGCCGCGACACCAGCGGCCACGGCCCCGACGUCCCGUCCCCGCGCUGGACCGACCAGCCAUCCCGGCGUGACCGGGUGCAGCCCAGAACGGGUCAGCCCUUCCCCGGCCCCGAGAAGCUCCGGUUUCCCUCCCAUGUCGCUGCCUCCCGACAGCUCCUCCAUCCCCACCAGCUCCUCCGUCCCCACUGGCCGUGGCCCAAGGAGGGAGCGGCAACGCCGCGAACACCGCGUGUCGGCACCUGCACACAGUGGAGCCCAGAGAGCGCUCGGUGUUUGCCUGGACAGCGCUGAGCUGGGCAGAACUGUGGCAACGGGCUGGGAGAACCACGAAACCGGAGCCCCCGCUGAAGAAACAAGGUCUGCGCUCUGGAAGGAAGAUACUGAGAACUCGGGGGUUGCACAGGAACCAGCGGCGGUGCAGAACGGCCCCAGGAGGGGCAGUGCUGGGGUUUGGGUGGGGAACCGGCACAGGACACGGAUCCUGCACCGCCAGAUCCCACCGACACAGCCAGAUCUGAACUGGCACCACCAGAUCCCACCGGCACAGCCAGAUCUGAACUGGCACCACCAGAUCCCACCGGCACAGCGAGAUCUGAACUCGCACAGCCAGAUCCACCAACACUACCCCGUUCAUGGGGGCUGCGCAGGGAAACCUGCACCGCAGAGCUGGGCCGGGGUUCCAGCUGUGCCCGUGGAGCUGGACCGGGGUUCCAGCCGUGCCCGUGGAGCUGGACCGGGGUUCCAGCCGUGCCCGUGGAGCUGGGCCGGGGUUCCAGCUGUGCCCGUGGAGCUGGACCGGGGUUCCAGCCGUGCCCGUGGAGCUGGACCGGGGUUCCAGCCGUGCCCGUGGAGCUGGGCCGGGGUUCCAGCUGUGCCCGUGGAGCUGGGCCGGGGUUCCAGCUGUGUCCGUGGAGCUGGGCCGGGGUUCCAGCUGUGCCCGUGGAGCUGGGCCGGGGUUCCAGCUGUGCCCGUGGAGCUGGUCGGGAUCAGAAGCGCCAGCUGUGGCAGCCGAGACGUUCGGGGAGAAAACACGGAGCCGUGAAGGUUCCUCCUCGCAGCCGAACCACAGGAGCACGGACACCUGGUGUCUGUUAGUGCACGGACACGCGGUGCCGGCAGCCCCGCUCCGCUCUGGGACAGCGGGGGGUUCAUCCCGCGGGUCACAGGGUGACCCCGUCACCCUCGCCUGGCCCAGCUGAGAUGGGCUGCGGUGACUCUGCAGCCGGACGGGCACCGGCAGCCCCAUGGCACCAGCACCGGCUGUGCCAGCACACAGCUGUUCAUGAGAGGUUUUGUGUGCAGGAGCUUGGGCUGGCCCGGGCCCCGCGGCCUCGUCCCCUCCCUCCUGCUCCUCCUCCUCCUCUUCCUCCUCCUCACCCCUCUGCGCAUUCACAGACCCCCGAGCAAACUCCUCUGGAGCUGCAGAGCGAGUGGGGAACCCCUGCGGUCACCGCUGCGGUCACCAUUGGUGUCACCAUUGGUGUCACCGCUGCAGUCACCACUGCGGUGACCACUGCUGUCUCCAUUGGUGUCACCACUGCAGUCACCGCUGCGGUCACCACUGCUGUCUCCAUUGGUGUCACCACUGCAGUCACCGCUGCGGUCACCACUGCUGUCUCCAUUGGUGUCACCGCUGCGGUCACCACGGCCACAUCCCCCCCUGGGCGUCCAGCAUCCCCAGCGCCGGGGUCCCACGUGUCCCCAUCACCACCCAGCAGGUCCCGGGUGUGACACGGGACGCGGGGCAGGGACGAGGCCGGGGUGGGCGCUGGGGGAUCCCCGGGAUCGGGGGACCCGUCACUGGCAGCCCCUGAGGAGCGGGACCCCCCAGCCCCCCGGGGCUGGAAAUGGGAGCCCGGAGCGGCCGCAGGGGCAGACGAACCACGGGAAUGGCAGCAGACAGAUGGAGCCGGGACUUCCCACAGACACGGGAGGAAGCACCGCGAGGAGCGGGCCGUGCCGGGGCCACGGCACAGCAUGGUGACGGGGAACGGCGGCGCGGGGACGGGGAAGGCGGUGCGGGGACACGAGCCGGGCGCGGGGUGAAAACACACCCGGAGCGGGAGACGGAAACUGUUUGGGGGUGAAUUUCACGCUCAAACCCCAACUUUGUCAGCUCAGAGUCGCUCUCCACCUGCGGCGCUGCCGCCUGACGCCCUCGCAAGCGCCUCAGCCCGCUCCGGUGCCAGAGGAGCCGUGCUGCCGCCUCCUCCUCCACCCCCGCGCCACGGGGCAGCGCCCACACCAGAGCUGGGCCGAGGGCUCGGGCCUAGGGCUGAGCCUAAAGGGGUGUUCUGGCCCCACAGGCACAGGGUGAGGUUUCGGGGGGCUCCUCAGGGCUCUGGGGCUUCAUGGGGCACGUGGGACCCUGAGGUGUUAAUCACACUGGUGCUGGGGUUAGGGUCAGGUUUAGGUUUAGGGUUGGGGUUAGGAUUAGGAUUAGCUUUAGGGUUAGGGUUGGCAUUAGGGAUUAGGGUUAGGGUUGGGGUUAGGGCCAGGAUUAGGUUUAGGGUUAGGUCAGGAUUAGGGUUGGGGUUAGGGUCAGGAUUAGGUUCAGGGUUAGUGUCAGGAUUAGGUUCAGGUUUGGGGUUAGGUCAGGAUUAGGUUUGGGGUUGGGGUCAUGGUUAGGGUUAGGGUCAGGAUUAGGUUUAGGUUUAGGGUUGGGGUCAGGAUUAGGGUUAGGGUCAGGAUUAGGUUUAGGGUUGGGGUCAGGAUUAGGUUCAGGGUUAGGGUCAGGAUUAGGUUCAGGGUUAGGGUCAGGAUUAGGUUUAGGGUUGGGGUCAGGAUUAGGUUCAGGGUUAGGGUCAGGGUCAGGUUCAGGGUUGGUCUGUCCCCGCACCCCAGGGCAGCAGGGACCCCGUCCCUCCCCACCGCAGCCCCGGGGGCUCAGGCUGCCCCGGGCCCCUCCCCGGCCGGGUUAGUGGCUCCUGUCCCGGUCCAGCCCCACAUCACCAGCCCAGCCCCAGUCCAGCCCCGCUCCGCUGCGGCUCCUGUCCCGGUCCAGCCCCGCUUUGCUGCGGCUCCUGUCCCGGUGCAGCCCCGCUUUGCUGUGGCUCCUGUCCUGGUAAAGCCCCGCUCCGCUGCGGCUCCUGUCCCGGUCCAGCCCCGCUUUGCUGCGGCUCCUGUCCCGGUCCAGCCCCGCUUUGCUGCGGCUCCUGUCCCGGUCCAGCCCCGCUUUGCUGCGGCUCCUGUCCCGGUCCAGCCCCGCUUUGCUGCGGCUCCUGUCCCGGUCCAGCCCCGCUUUGCUGCGGCUCCUGCUGUGAAGCCGACAGACAGCGGCUGCAGCUGGGUGGGCAGGGGGUGUUGAAUAGAGAGAUGUCACCAUCGAGUCACAGUAACUGUGCUCUUCGCGCUGCGGAUCAGGGCGUGAGCUUUCCUCUGAACAGCUGCAGCUCUUUAAUCUGGCUCCAGAGCUCGGGGGUAACCGAGCGUGUUAAUCCCAGCAGGUCUGUGCCGGGCACAGCUGCCAGGCAAAUGAUCCAAACACAUCGUUCAGUGCAGGAGGCUGCUGGACACCCAGACCUGGACGGAGCUUUGCAGGAGAGGAACAGCACAGGAUCAUGGAAGUGGUUUGGCUGGAAAAGCCCCUCAAAUCACGGAGUCCAACCAUAACCCACCCGGCUCUGCCCCACGUCCUGAGAACCUCCUGUCCGUCUGUCCAGCCCUCCAGGGCUGGUGACUCCAGCACUGCCCUGGGCAGCCUGUUCAAUGCCCCACAGCCCUUUGGGGAAGAAAUUGUUCCUAAAUCCAACCUCAACCUCCCCUGGCGCAACUUGAGGCUGUUUCCUCUGCUCCUGGCGCUUGUUCCUGGGGAGCAGAGCCCGACCCCCCUGGCUCCAAGCUCCUUUCAGGCAGUUCAGAGAUCAGAAGGUCUCCCCUCAGCUCCUGUUCUCCAGCUGAACCCCCAGGUCCCUCAGCCGCUCCAUCACACUUGUGCUCCAGCCCCUCACCAGCUCCAUUCCCUUCUCUGCACUCGCUCCAGCACCUCAAGGGAUGUCCUGUAGUGAUGGGCCCAGAACUGCCCCCAGGAGCCCCCAGGAGGGAGCCCAGGUGGUUUGGGCUCCCCAGGUCCCAGCACGGGAAGGUCACUGCGCUGCUCCCACCGGCCCCCGCGGUGCUGGUUCGCUGGUCGGAGCUGGUCCCACAGGUGAGCUGCGCCAGCACGUGCCUGGGUGACAAAAAGGAGCUGAAAAUGGCAGCAAGGU
This is a messenger RNA of Columba livia (rock pigeon), 4579 nucleotides long. RefSeq lists its product as uncharacterized. The record is from RefSeq and is a predicted model, not a curated record. The transcript has 2 exons. The coding region runs from base 508 to 1416 and encodes 302 amino acids. Lineage: Eukaryota; Metazoa; Chordata; Aves; Columbiformes; Columbidae.